Prosopis cineraria is the source of this 1402-nucleotide messenger RNA. RefSeq lists its product as uncharacterized. Gene Ontology annotation, biological process: translation. NCBI's taxonomy places the organism in Eukaryota, Viridiplantae, Streptophyta, Magnoliopsida, Fabales, Fabaceae. Bases 593 to 1072 code for a protein of 159 amino acids. Gene Ontology annotation, cellular component: ribosome; mitochondrion. Gene Ontology annotation, molecular function: RNA binding; structural constituent of ribosome. The transcript is spliced from 6 exons. The record is from RefSeq and is a predicted model, not a curated record.
GCGAGGCUUCUCUCAAGUCCCCUUCUCACGCCCUCUCUCCCCUCUGUCUACCCUCGCUUUCAACCCCAUCCCUUACCGUUCUCUCACUCAGUCGAGUCUGCCAUAGCUGUCCCUGGCAUCGGCUUCGUCCUCCACCAUUGACAGGUUCGUCUUCCUCCCUGCUCUCUCUGUCUACCUUCGACCGUUCUACCUUCGUCUUCCUUCCGUCUUCCACCAUAGGCGCCGUUCUCCCUUCGUCUUCCUCCCUUCUCCUUCUGUCUACCUCCCGCAUUCAUCCACCACUAGUUCGAGUCUUCUCCCUUCGUCUUCCUCCCUUCUCCCUCUGUCUACCUCCCGCAGUCCUCCAGCACUACAUCUCCUCGCAUCUACUCGCCUUCUUGCCUUCGAAUCUGUGUUGAACAAGGUCGUUGCGUUUGCCUUCGAAUCUUUGAGAUCCAUCACAUACGAGAACCGUUGCUGCGUUUGCUUCCAGUUCCAUGUCGUUGAAUAGGGUGAUGGGCGGCAGGGGGAGGUUGGGCCCGAUUCAUGAGUGACAAAGAGAUGGGUUUUGGCAAUUUUUUUUUUUAAAUUAUAAGGGGACUUAUCUCUUGAAAUGGGUUGGAAAGCAGCUGAGAAACUCAUUAGGCAUUGGAAGGUUCUUAGAGGUGACAACGUAAUGAUUAUACGGGGAAAAGACAAGGGCGAGACUGGGGUUAUUAAGCGUGUAAUCCGCUCUCAGAAUCGUCUUAUUGUUGAGGGAAAAAAUCUGGUGAAGAAACACAUAAAGCAAGGGCAAGGUCAUGAAGGGGGGAUCUUUACUGUUGAAGCCCCAAUUCAUGCCUCAAAUGUGCAAGUUCUUGAUCCAGUGACAGGGAAGCCUUGCAAAGUUGGGAUUAGAUACCUUGAAGAUGGUACUAAAGUCAGAGUGUCCAGAGGUAUAGGAGCAUCUGGGUCCAUAAUUCCCCGGCCUGAGAUCUUAAAGAUAAGAACAACCCCAAGACCUACAGUCUCUGGUCCCAAAGAUACUCCAAUGGAUGUUGUGCUGGAGAAGACUUACGACGCCAAAACUGGGAGGGGCAUGCCUGACCUUUAAAGAGAUUAUUUGCUUCACUAUUGCAGUGUUUGGCAAAUCGCUUUCGAAUGGUUAUGGUCUUAAAAAUCGACCUUUGUUGCUCCACUUCCCUGCUUAAAUCUAAUACCUCAGCAACACUAUCAUGUCAAGGAAGUUCCUAUUGCAAAUGUAACUUAGAAGGUUAGCAAAAUGUUAAAUCAAUUUAAAUAAUGAAUGAUUCUUCUGGAAUGUUGUCUAAUUAAUAGAUGGCACCUUCAAAAGGUCAUUUUCCUUCACAAAAUGUAGAAGCCGUUGGACUAUGCUUGCUUACAUGAUCCAUAGUUGAAGAUGGAUUUUUAUUGCCGCCACUUA